AUUAAAGACAAGCCGGUUGUAUCAGUCAUCACCGUAACAAACCCGCCACGAAGAGAUCGGGUCCAUGCCCAUCAGUAAAGACUAAAGAGUAUCAAGAUUGGAUAAUUCUCUUACUCCCGGACUCAAAUUCGUGUGAAUCGACGAUACAAUGAGAAAAAAUUCAAAAAUUGGUGUCAUAUAAAGAUUGAUUAUACGGCCAACCUACCCCAGCCCUCAUUGUCAAGGUGGGAAAGGCGACAAAUUCUGUGAAAACCCAUGCAUAAUAAUUUCACGGGUGACGGGACAGUUGGAUGUAAAUUCCCUGCGGCUACUUGGUCUUCGCUUGUGAACUUCUUCUCGACUAUUUUUCUACUUUUUCUUGCUUAUUUUUUAAGUGUUUGGGACUUUGUUCUAGUGUUUAACUUCUCCUAAUGGGUGGGACGGCGAAGAUGAUGGGAGCGGUGGCAGUGGUUAUGUGGGUGGCUUUCCUCUGCUGCCACCGCCGCCGCAGGGGGGCGGCGGCAGCUGAGGUUCGACGGUAAGAGGGGGGAGUUCAGGAUUCUACAAGUGGCAGAUAUGCACUAUGCUGACGGCAAGAGAACCCCUUGCGAGGACGUGUUUCCGCAACAGAUGGCGUCUUGCUCUGAUCUCAACACCACUGCCUUCAUUCGCCGUGUUAUUCUUGCCGAGAAACCUGACCUUAUUGUUUUCACUGGGGAUAAUAUUUUUGGGUUUGAUGCAACUGAUGCAGCAUCGUCAAUGGAUGCUGCCUUUGCUCCUGCAGUAUCGGCAAACAUCCCAUGGGCUGCUGUUCUUGGAAAUCAUGAUCAAGAGUCUACUUUAUCCCGGGAAGGUGUGAUGAAACACAUUGUCAGCAUGAAGAAUACUUUGUCUCAGCUUAAUCCUCCCGAAGCUCGUGUUAUUGAUGGAUUCGGAAAUUACAAUUUGGAGGUCCACGGAGUUGAAGGUUCUCGUUUGGCAAAUAAAUCAGUUCUCAAUCUCUACUUCCUGGAUAGUGGCGAUUACUCAACUGUUCCAUCUAUUCCUGGCUAUGGUUGGAUUAAACCGUCUCAGCAGCUAUGGUUUGAACGCACUUCCUCGAAACUUCAGCGGGCUUACGUGAACAAGCCAGAGCCACAAAAAGGUCCAGCUCCAGGACUGACAUACUUUCACAUUCCAUUGCCUGAAUUUGCAAGCUUCGAUUCGUCAAACUUCACAGGGGUGAAACAGGAAGGGAUUAGCUCUGCAUCAGUGAAUUCAGGCUUUUUCACAACCAUGGUGGCAGCAGGGGAUGUGAAGGCUGUUUUCACAGGUCACGAUCAUCUCAAUGACUUCUGUGGUGAAUUAACUGGUAUACAUCUAUGCUAUGCUGGUGGUUUUGGGUAUCAUGCUUAUGGGAAGGCUGGAUGGUCCAGGAGGGCAAGGAUGGUGGUAGCAUCUUUGGAGAAAACAGAGAAAGGAUCAUGGGAAACAGUCAAAUCUAUCAAAACAUGGAAACGUCUUGAUGAUGAACAUCUAACUGCUAUUGAUGGUCAGGUGCUCUGGAGCAAAAGCUCUGGCAGUAAGCAUAAGUUAAAUUGAGAUUUUCUUUGGCAGCUUUUUGAUCAUGCUAAAAACAAACAUAGUAAACGGAUAAAAGGGAUUGCAGAGUAAAAUUAUGAAGGAAAAAAUUUGUCCUAAUCUGUGUAAUGAAUCUUUUUAAUUAAGUUAUUAUGGAUUUUUGGAACUUGGGAUGAUUCUGUUAUGGUGCAGUCUUUUAAGCAUGUGAGAAUUUAUGUAUGUUUCAAAGACAAAAAUUGGAACUUCAACAAAAAGUUAUGAUAUAUA
Messenger RNA from Sesamum indicum (sesame), 1806 nucleotides. RefSeq names its product purple acid phosphatase 29 (gene PAP29). The record is from RefSeq and is a predicted model, not a curated record. Lineage: Eukaryota; Viridiplantae; Streptophyta; Magnoliopsida; Lamiales; Pedaliaceae. Gene Ontology annotation, molecular function: hydrolase activity, acting on ester bonds. Gene Ontology annotation, cellular component: cytoplasm.